Messenger RNA from Setaria italica (foxtail millet), 2078 nucleotides. Its product is annotated as receptor-like serine/threonine-protein kinase At3g01300. The coding region runs from base 581 to 1813 and encodes 410 amino acids. The record is from RefSeq and is a predicted model, not a curated record. Lineage: Eukaryota; Viridiplantae; Streptophyta; Magnoliopsida; Poales; Poaceae. The transcript has 7 exons. Gene Ontology annotation, biological process: protein phosphorylation. Gene Ontology annotation, molecular function: ATP binding; protein kinase activity.
CUCACCGCCCGGUCGUUCAGCUGACGCGCGGGAGGGAUAAAGCGCAGCCAGCAAGCCCGCCAGCCAGUGUGCGUCAGCCAUCAGGCAGGCAAGGCCGCGCCGCAGCCGCCAGCCGCAGCAAAAGGCCGCGCCGAAAAGCCCCUUUCCCCUUGGCCGCAUCCCCGCAUCAUGACGACGGCGACGCCGACCCGUCGCUGCUGCUGCCGCCGCGGCACUAGCGCCAGUGCCAGUGCUCGCGCUGACGGGCGGGGCGGCCCACCGCCACCACCACUGACCCGGCCACACUCCCACUCCCCCCCGCUUGCUUCUCCGACUUGUGCACCCCCACCGCGCGCCACCUUUCGCUUUCGCUUUCCCCUUUGCAUUCCCCCGCAUCGCACUUAUCUUGCUGCCCGCCCGGCAAGCCUCGCCUCGCUCGGGGUCGUCGGGGGAUUUGGACGGGACGGCGGAGUGGGAGAGAAAAGCAACGCCAGCGCGCGAGAGGGAGGGAGCCGGGCCGGGCAGUCAGCCGUGCCGGAUGGGCGUGCGGGAGGAGCUGUAGGCCGUUGACCUCCUCGCCUGGGCGGGCAGCAGGGAAGAGAUGAGUCCCCGGAAGCAGCAGGGCGGGUGCGGGUGCUGGGCCGCCGUCGCGCGGGGCCUCCGCGGGGCGUGCUUCCGGCCGGCGACCGCGGCGGCGGCGGCGGACGGCGACGGCGGCGGCGCGGCCAAGGCCAGCCACGUCCACGACGCAGCAGCAGAGACGAGGUAUCUGAAUGCUAGCAAUCGGGAGCUUGGUCAUCAUUUUCAGACAAACCAUGAUGGUGAAAAUGGUGUUGAUGCAUCAAUUGAAAAGAAAACACCCCCCAAGCUACUUCAGUUUACCUUUCAGGAGUUGAAAUCUGCCACCAUUAACUUCAGGCCAGACAGUAUUCUUGGGGAGGGUGGGUUCGGUUAUGUCUUCAAGGGAUGGAUUGAGCCAAACAGCACUGCUCCUGCAAAACCCGGCACAGGUGUUACUGUGGCAGUUAAAAGUUUAAAGCAAGAUGCCCUUCAAGGUCAUAGAGAAUGGGUGGCAGAAAUUGACUUUUUGGGACAGUUGCAUCAUAAACACCUUGUUAAGCUGAUUGGAUACUGUAUUGAGGAUGAUCAAAGGUUACUGGUAUAUGAAUUCAUGGCACGAGGAAGCCUUGAAAAUCAUCUAUUCAGAAGGGCUCUUCCCCUACCUUGGCCAAACAGAAUGAAGAUUGCUCUAGGUGCUGCAAAAGGCCUAGCCUUCCUCCACGGAGGUCCCAAACCAGUUAUUUACAGGGAUUUUAAGACAUCGAACAUUCUUCUCGAUGCGGAGUACAAUGCAAAACUGUCUGAUUUCGGUUUAGCAAAAGCUGGUCCUCAGGGUGAUAAAACUCAUGUCUCUACUCGGGUUGUUGGCACCUAUGGUUAUGCUGCGCCAGAGUAUGUAAUGACAGGGCACUUGACAUCUAAGAGUGAUGUCUAUAGCUUCGGAGUUGUGCUACUCGAGAUGUUAACGGGCAGAAGAUCAAUGGACAAGAAGCGGCCUACAGGGGAGCAGAACCUGGUUGCGUGGGCAAGGCCUUACCUAAAUGAUCGGCGAAGGCUCUAUCAGCUCGUAGAUCCUCGCUUGGGGCUGAACUACUCUGUGAAAGGGGUGCAGAAAGUUGCUCAGAUCUGCCAUUACUGCCUUAGCCGUGAUAGCAAGUCCCGUCCAUCGAUGGAUGAAGUUGUCAAGCAACUCACACCAUUACAAGAUCUAAACGACAUGGCAUCAGCAUCGUCGAGGCCUCGCUCAACUCAGCGCGGGAAGGUGCAUCGAUGACGGACGGUUCUGCUGUAAUAGAAGAGCAUAUUGGUGAUUCUUCUGGUCGCUAGACGCUUGUUUGCUUUAAUUGUAUAGCAAAAUUAGCUUUGAUGUUAACUGCCGAUAUACCUGGGGAUAUGACAUGCAUCCCCCAGAUGUCUCGCUCGGCCCAAUCACACUCUGUUUGGCUGUUUGCCAGAGCGAGAUAACGAUGUAUCUGAUUGCAGCAUGUAAUAAUUAUAAUAAUAAUCAUGGGUAGAAUGGUUGGUGUGCGCCCAGGUCA